Nelumbo nucifera (sacred lotus) is the source of this 1940-nucleotide messenger RNA. RefSeq lists its product as uncharacterized. NCBI's taxonomy places the organism in Eukaryota, Viridiplantae, Streptophyta, Magnoliopsida, Proteales, Nelumbonaceae. The record is from RefSeq and is a predicted model, not a curated record.
UCAAUGAAAAGUAAGUGAAGAGCACUUUCCCUUCCCGGAAAAAGAGCUGAGAAAAGUUUUUUUCCGACCAUGGAGAAUGAAGCCACAUAAGAAUCUGAACAUGGGUGACCUGGCUGGUAAAUCAAUAUAUACAAGGGAAGCCAAUUCAAAAUAAGAGAUUCUAUUUAAAAGGCAACCGCCAUCAACAGAAACAGCAGCUACAACAACAACAAUUGCAACAAUUAAUCAAGUUGUUAAUGGAAGAGAUGAGAUUGUUACUGCUACUCCUCGUUUACAUUCUGUUUCUCACAUCGUCUUCUCCUUUUCACAAAGCUAUGGUUCCAGCUCAUACGCAGGAACACACCAUUAUUGGACAGGAAUGGGUAAAUGAGAAAAUGUCAACUAGGGAAGGGAAUGCACGCUAUUUACUAGUAAAUGGCGGUGGGGAUGAUGGAAAGUCAUCAUCGGGCACCGGUGGAAAUGGAGGUCAGGGAGUCAAUCCAUUAUAUGGGGCAGCCGGUGCUGCGGCGGCAACCAACAAUCGCCACGGCAACGACAACAAAGACCGUCACAAUCGAAACGGUGGUACAAGCAAGGGAAACUACUUAGGCCUCAUAACGUUGGGAGCUGCUGCACUCGCUCUAUUUUAAUUUUUACACUUACAAGGUGGUGGUAGGAUGUAAAAAAUAAAAACCUCCUGCUGUAUCCUGCAUCAUCAGCAACAGGAAAAAGAUGGACUAUUCCAAUUUCACUGUGUCUGUAAUGGAGUCUUCUCUGUCUCUGAUUGCUUGGAGUUCAUCGUGCUUCCAGAAAUUUGUGAUUUACUGAUUUGACAACCUCACCGAAUUAACGUAUCAGCUUUCAGCAUAUAGUUCACUCCAUUUGCAUGUUGGGUCCCACUAUCAGGCCCAGGCAGCCAGACUCUCCGCCCGUCUUGAUCUUUCAACCCAAUUUCCAAAACCCGGUUCAGAGAAGACCCACAGGUGCUUCUAGUAUGGGUUCUGAGUCUGGACUCUGGAGAUGAUCUGUGGUCGUUCCACAGAAAGAAAAGUGGGACCCAAUUAAAAUUGGGAUUCACUUUAUAUAUAUACGAGGAAACUUCGAAUAAGAUGACCAACAUAGCAUUUCGAAGCAAAGUAUAUCUUUCAUCAGUUGAAAUAGAUUCAAGACCCCUCAACACACACACACACGAGAGAGAGAGAGAGAGGUUUGUAUAUGUAAGCCAAACUACAACAACUCCAUAGAAACAGACGUUUAGAUGCAUCGAGGAAUGGGAAAGAAACCAAAACCAUGGCUACUGACGAUGCUCUUCUUCUACCUAAUUCUUUGUCUGCCAUCACUUUCUCCUUUGGACAAAACCUUGGUUUCAGCGUAUGUGCAGGAUCACGUCGAAGGAGAACAAGGGAUAAAUGAGAGAGUGUCAACUAGGGAAGGAGAUGCAUCCUUUGUGUUAGUGAGCAGGCGAGGCGGUGGUGGCGGUGGCCAUGGCGGCGGCGGUGGUCAUGCAGCAGCGAGGGGUGGAGGGGGCGCUGCCCACGGUGGCGGAUCAUCUGCAACAAAAAUUCCGUUAAUAGCAGCAGCUGGGGCUGCAGCAGGUAUUGCAGCGGCCAGCAGUCAGCGCCACAAUGGAAACAACCGCGGCCGCCAUUCUAAUGCUGCUACCAGCAACAGAAGCUAUUCUGGGCUUACAACUUUGGCCGCUGCCUUCUUCACCUCCAUUGUUAUGCAUCUGCAAGGGUUUCGGCCGUAAGAUACUCGUAUAUGAAUUAACUAUGUACAGAGUGGCUGKUUUAAUUUGUAAUUUGUUUAUUCGUUUUCCUGGCUUGUGAAUUAGGUGUUUUGUAAGCUUAUAGCCUGUUUUGAAUCUCAAUCUGAUCGUUUGCUUCCUCUUUUCCAAGAAAAUUAUUUGUAAUUUCACAUGCUUUAUUGCCAGCAGAUCAAAUGCGUAGCACUACUUAAAA